CGUCGAAUUUGUGCACUUUGGCCUUGAGUUGUUGCUGUUUGACAGCUGCCAGCCAUAUGGAAGGCGCGCGAAUAUGGUCGUACCUUCCCGCAGCGUUGGCGCAAAACCGAAUCUGCGUCAUCCCGCCAAAUUUACUCCAGAUGUUCAAAUAUCAGUGACCCUGGCACAACCCAACACUCUAUACCACUCAGUCGAAUCUUAUCACACCAUACACAAUGAACGACCCCAAUCUGAACACGCUCCUCAAGUGGGGUGUCGAAAACUCUAAUGUCUCGGAAGCUGCAGAGGCGCCUAAAACGCAAUUGACCCCAGAAGCUCUCGCAGCUUUGUUUGGCGGUAAUCAGAAGUCGGACGCGCAGAUGAUGAAGGACAACAUGGAGGUUAUCAAGAGGGAGGACUGCGACAUGGAGGACCGAAUUACCGCAUUCGACAACUUCGAGCAGCUCAUUGAGAACCUCGACAACGCAAACAACCUCGAAUCACUCGGCCUCUGGAUCCCUCUGAUCGAGCAAUUGGAGAACAAGGAAGCUGAGCUGAGGAGGUUUGCAGCAUGGUGCAUUGGUACCGCAGUGCAAAACAACAUCAAGACCCAGGAAAAGCUCCUGGUGCUCGGCGCCAUCCCAACCCUAGUACGCAUGGCGACAGGGAACGACGAGACGAAGGUCAAGAAGAAGGCCAUUACAGCGCUCUCGUCCUCAGUUAGGAACUUCCAGCCCGCGCUUGACGACGCCGUGUUGCACGUACCUGCGGACUUCAAGCCUUCAGGCAAGCUCGAUGCAAACGAUAUGGACUCGGUGGACAUUUUGAUCAACAAGCUCCGCGAGGCUUUGUGA
Macroventuria anomochaeta is the source of this 833-nucleotide messenger RNA. Its product is annotated as Fes1-domain-containing protein. The transcript is spliced from 2 exons. The record is from RefSeq and is a predicted model, not a curated record. NCBI's taxonomy places the organism in Eukaryota, Fungi, Ascomycota, Dothideomycetes, Pleosporales, Didymellaceae. The coding region runs from base 216 to 833 and encodes 205 amino acids.